Molecule: messenger RNA, 5272 nt
Organism: Drosophila ananassae
Lineage: Eukaryota; Metazoa; Arthropoda; Insecta; Diptera; Drosophilidae
Gene: nrv3
Product: sodium/potassium-transporting ATPase subunit beta-2
Exons: 9
Coding region: 559-1500 (313 amino acids)
Biological process (GO): sodium ion export across plasma membrane; intracellular sodium ion homeostasis; potassium ion import across plasma membrane
Cellular component (GO): sodium:potassium-exchanging ATPase complex
Molecular function (GO): ATPase activator activity
Source: RefSeq, a predicted model, not a curated record
AUAUUACAUAACAGUUGGCAGAGUGUGUGGAUAAAAUAGGCAGUGGUGGCUGAAACUUAUUUUCCCUAUAAAAUAUCUUAAGUCAGAAAUUCAUUAAAAUUGUGGAUAAAUAAUUUUAAAAACAAUAGUUUCACAUCCGCCAGAUACGAAGGCAAAGGAAACCCUGAAGUGUUCUUGCAACUACGCCUAGUGGCGCCCCAAAUCCAGGAAAAUUAAAGAAAGAGUAUAACGAAAAUUUUAACAAAAUACUGCUUCGAACAUUCCAUAAUAAACCGAAAAUGAUGUACCAACGCAGUUGAUUAAGAAAUCUCACAAAUAAAAUUAACACCAAUAAUAAAUACAUAUAAAAGCAUCAAAUAUAUAUAUUAUAUUCAUACUUAAUAAGCGUUUAAAACAUUAAAAUAAACUUUAAGCUACCAACAAAAAAAUAACAAUAGUUUAAAAGGACUAGCUUUAUAGGCAAACACCUUCCUAAAACUCAAGUGAAAAACGAUAUAAACAAAUUCAAGUAAAUACCAACAACUACAAACCCAAAAAAAAAAAAACAAUAAUAUAAUAAUGGCCGACAAAAAAAUUGGUGAAUAUUAUGCGCCCCCGCCAAAAAUGGGCAAAUGGGAGGGUUUCAAAAAAUUCCUAUGGAACAGUGAAACUAGCCAAUGCCUUGGACGCACCGGUUCCAGUUGGGCGAAAAUCCUCCUGUUCUAUAUAAUAUUUUAUGCGGCGUUAACUGGAUUCUUUGCUGCCAUAUUUACUGUAUUUUACACAACAUUGGACAAUGAAAAGCCCAAAUGGAUGCUUGACAACGGAUUGAUUGGAUCCAACCCAGGUCUUGGUUUCCGACCCAUGCCACCAGAGGCCAAUGUUGAGAGCACAUUAGUUUGGUAUGAAUCAUCAAAAGAAGAUAACUAUAAGUACUGGGUUGAUGAAACUGCUCGUUUCCUGAAAUAUCACACUUACGAGGAUCUCGAGAAACAGAAUCAAGUUAACUGCAGCUUCGAACAUCCUCCACCACCUGGCAAAGUUUGUGGCAUUGAUGUUGGCAGUUUCGCUCCGUGCACCUUUGACAAAAAUUUCGGUUACCAUGUGGCCAGGCCAUGCAUAUUCCUAAAGUUAAAUAAGAUUUACAAUUGGGUACCAGAAAUAUAUAACGAUUCUAAAACUUUGCCAAACGAAAUGCCUGAAGAACUGAAGCAGCACAUCAAGGAAAAACAAAGUCUGCGACCCAAUGAGACCAAUGUCGUUUGGGUAUCGUGCGAGGGUGAAAAUCCCGCCGAUGUUGAAAACAUCAAGGCCCGUGAUUAUUACCCACGUAUGGGUUUCCCACGUUACUAUUUUCCGUUCCAAAACAUCCAGGGAUACAUUCCACCAAUUGUCGCUGUGCAAUUUACUGUUGAAACUGGCGUUUUAAUAAACAUCGAGUGCAAAGCUUGGGCCCGCAACAUCAACCACGAUCGCUCGGAAAGGAGAGGAUCCGUCCACUUCGAGUUGAUGGUUGAUUAAGAAAUACGUUAAACAACACGCAGCCGAGAGGACAACAGCAUGCAACAGUAUCAGAGCAGCUGGAAUCGAGGAAGCAAUGUGAAACUGGUGGAGUGGGAGAAAGUGGAGAAAAUUAGAAAGAAAACAACAAAAAUAAGCAAAGUGUAGCCACAAGCAUAAACAACGGGUUUAUUGCAAGAAAAAUUGCAUUCAAGAUACAGCAGCAACCAAAGACAGAACUAAAAAAAAGAACAAGCUACAAAAAAAAGGAUUACUUAAAAAAUCUAGCGCUUUAAUGCAAAUAAAAAAAUAUAUAAGAACCUACCCAACGCUACCAACAGAACGCCCCACACGGAAUCUUAAAAAACUAAAUUUUUUAGAAACAUUUUAUUUAGUUUACCAUUUAGGCAAAAAAAAAAAAGUUAAAAUAAUAUUGGCAGUCCACGAAUAUUAGAGCAAAAUAUGUAUAAUCAGAAAAAUUAAAAAAAAAUGACAAAAAAAUAUAUAUAACCGUUGUUAAUACCGUUUUUAGACUAGCCACAUCAUGGCGGAAUAUUCGAACGCAUAAUAAAUGCGAUUGUAACCAAUUAAUGUUACAAAUGUUGUAUUUACAUCGACGCCUGAAAAAUUCAUUUUUUUGGAUUCCUUUGCCGCAUUUUAUUGCCUAAGCAGCACAACAAACAAUCGCAGGUGCAUUGCGAAAGCCACAAGAACUUUAAGUAAAAUUAAAAUUACACGAAAGUACUUUUAUUUACAAAUGAAAGUUAUUUUUCACUCCACUGCUAGUUUGAUGAAAAAAUAAUUACUUCUCCGAGGUUGAACUAGGAGAGUUGCAUAACAUUUAUCUAAGUACCUUUCCCCCUAUCUUCAGGUUACAUAUGGCAAACACUGCCAAAAAUUCCCAGAAAACGAUGUGGCCAGUAUAAAAGACGGUAAAAAGAGUUUUAUUUUGCUUUUUGAAAAUUGUUUUCGGGCAAGAAUCAAGAAAAACAAAUAAACGACAAAAGCAGCGAAUUAAACAUUGAAACUGUAUUCAAGUUAAAAGUAAAAAUAAUGAAAAUUGUGUAAAACUAUUGUUUUAAUUAAUAAAAAUUCAAUACACUUAUAAAUUGUACAAUUGGAAGACACACGACAACAAAAUAUACCAACCGAGUAUUGUUUUCUACCUAUAGUUUAUUUUUUUGUUGCAUAUGUAAGCAUGUUUUCCCAAAAUAAAAAAAAAAAAAAUAAAAAAAAAACAAAAAAAGAAUGAAAUAUUUAUUAAGAAAGCCCAAUUUAUAUUCAAUACUUAACAGAAUCAAAUAAAAAAAAAAAAAACAGAAAUUGCAACAAAAAUAGUUAAUAAACAAGAAUAUUAAAAAACGCAGAAAUGGAAAAAAUUAAAAAACUUGAAAAUUUAAAGAAGAACUCCGAUUUCAAUGGAAUAAAUCUGACAGAAGUAAACAGAUUAUGAAAAUGAUUGAAUAAAAUGCUGUUCAAGAAUAAAAUUGAAGCACGGAGUAACUGGUUACAAUAAAAAUGAUAAGCAUUCGAAACGAAAAUAUUAUGUUCACACAACCACAAGCCCUAAAAAUAAUAAAUUGAAAUAAUUCAAAUAAAUAAAACACCAAAUCCGUUUCCAUGUCAUACUAUGUUUUGCAGCUAAUCCAAUUCAGAGGAAGACCAAAAGGAUACUACUUCUAGGGGGACCCGCCCCCCGUCUUUCACAUGCCAUUCAGUUACUAUCUCUUCAGACACAAAGUGGCAGCGAAUCUUAGUGGAUACGAUUACGAUUAAUUUUUACUUACAGAUACAAACUGCAGACUCGAUACUAAGCAUAACAGGCACUGUUUAGUAAUAUACCAACUCUAAAAUCAAGCUUUUUAAUUUACCUAAAUAAAGAACCCUAACAAUAGUUCUUAAAUAGGAAAACCAAUGCCUAAUAAUUAACCCCUUUUUUCCAUCCACUUAUAUAGCGUAAUAUGUAAGAGAAUAGCAGAAUGAAGAAAAUAAAUUAAUGUUAUACAGUUUGAAAGUUUUGUCAGAAUAAAAUAACUAAAUACUUAAAUAAUAAAACCGAAAUAAAUUUAAUAAGAAAUAGAUAAAUGGAAAUGGUUAAUGAAUAUUAAAAUAUAUUAAAAAGUAAUAAUGCAUACUUUCAUGAAAUGAAGUUUAGAUGUAAAUUACCACAGCUUAAGAAAAUUACAAAAAUAGAUAAUGGGGCCUCUAAUUAAAUCAGAGAACACUUUAGGAUCUUUUUACUAAAUAGUUUUUUACAAAUUCUGUUGAUGAAAGUAAAGUUGUUUUCUUAUUGCCUCAAAUAUCCAUAUAAUUCGAAAGUACUUCAAACACAUUUUGUUGUUACGAGAAAACGAAGCUAUGAAAAAUUGUUUGGAUAAUGAUUAGUUUAAUGUUUUCUAUGAUUAAGCAAAAUAACUAAAAAUGAAGGAAAGAUAAUUAGUUAAGUAGUACAAUUAAUUGCCUGCAGAAUAUGAUGUCACAAGGAAAUAAUAAAUUACUGAAGGGAGAUCUUUAAAAUAGGAUGUUUCUUACAAACGCGGGCAAUCGCAGGCAGAGAACAAAUUACAUUUAAAUUCUAAUAUUCUGGUUCCCAAGACCUCUAUAAUUUUUUGUCAGAAUAUCACAUUAUUAUAGUUACAAAUCAUUUUUUAUAUUAUAUGUUACAUGUUACUCCCCCGGCAAAGUGUUCCCAAAACCGCCGAUAAUAUUAAUGGGUUAUCUGGGGUAAAACAAAAAAACAAACGAAAAACUUAAAAGAACUCAAAACAAACCAAAAAAAUUAAAACAUAAAAGAUAUAAAAAAAACUGCCGUAAACUGUUAAACCUUUAAAUUCCAAAAUUUAAUUUUUUUUAUUCAUAUUUACCUUGCCGAUUUGCGGUUGCCAGACAGGUCUUAAUAAUAGAAAUCACUAUAGAUUCUUACUCAUCUUUAGGCGGCAACAACUAGCACAUAAUUAAAAUGAAUUAUAUUUAACAAGCAUGUAUAAAAACUGCCAUUUUUUACACGAAGUGUACGUAAAAAUAAAAAACCAUAAGGUAAGACAAACAUAAAACAUUUAACCGUUUUUAUGUGUAAACCCAAAAACCAACCGCAACCGUGACGUCAAUAAAUAUUUCGAAAACACCUUAUGUACAAUUUCUUGUCAGACUUGUCGGACAAAUUUUGGAAUAUUGAUUUCCGUCUUGACUUGGACUUGGACCAGCUUCGAAUCUAUAUUAUUUUCCUUAUGCAAGACCAUUACAUUCUUGGGUCAUGUAUUUUUGGUCUUUAGUUCAUUGGAUCUCCCUCAGAACAAGUGACACUACGGCGUAUAUUCCAAAUCGAAUAGUUUUGUCAAAUUUAACAAAUUUACGAGUCUUUACAGUAAUAUGUUGACCUUAAUUUAAUUGGAUUUUGGUUUAGACAUUUACCAAUGAAACAAAAUAUAAAAAAAUGGCAAAAUAGCGGCAAUAGGAAAAUAUUAAAUAGAAAAAUAAGAGAUACAAAUGUAUUUAAAGUAAGUCUUAAAAAUCUAAGGCAACUAUAACAUAACGACAUAUAUACAUGGAAAUAUAUGCAAUAUGUUAUAAUUAAUAGAACAGAAACAAAGUUAAUUACAUUUAAGUGCAUAAAAUUUAGAUUUUAGUUGAUCACCCUCACACAAGAACAAAAAUAUGAAAAAAAAAACAAACAAUUACACCCACGAUACAGGGGAACUUUGGAGCAGCUUAAUAACUUCAGUUUUAAAUAAUGUAUUUAGAAAAAAAUUGCAAGCUCUAAUAAAUAGUAACUUAAAGUAAAAAAAAACAAAAA